Molecule: messenger RNA, 1764 nt
Organism: Striga asiatica
Lineage: Eukaryota; Viridiplantae; Streptophyta; Magnoliopsida; Lamiales; Orobanchaceae
Source: the annotation of a GenBank genome assembly
GUUAAAUCGGGCCACAUGAGAAUUGGGGAAUAGAUAAUCGGGGGUUUUCCUUUUUCAUGUCUAAAAGUUAUUAUUAUGAUUUUUUCAACGGAUUGAAAAAUUACCGAUCAAGAAACCGCCAUUGAUAUUCAUUUUUGUGCAGAAAACCAGUUUAACACUCUCUGCAUGCACCAUUAUAGGCGAGUCAAAGUUGUACUCUCAGCAUCAACAGUCGUUCGUUUAUGUACAAGCUCUGUACAUAUCAUUUCUCGCCCAUACACGAUCGGCCAGAAAUUCAUAUCUCACAAUCUGCUCCGGCCAACAGAACAACCGUCGUUGCUCGAUCAUUUGCUCGAUUCAGCUGAUUGAUCGGAAAAAUAAUGGCCCCACCGUCUUCAUCCGAUGAAUUUGGAGUCCCAUCCGUCACCGUAACCCUAAUCCCAGGCCUCCCGAACGAUUUAGGCGCGUUGAUUCUAGCAUUCGUGCCCUACUCCCACCACCCCCGCCUCAAAUCCACCUGCAAAUCAUGGCGGCGCUUCUUCUCCUCGAAAGCCCUAAUUUCUCUCCGCCGGAAUUACUCGAUCGCCCCUGAAUUGCUGUGUAUUUUCCCGCAGGACCCUUCGGUCUCCUCCCCUUAUCUGUUCGACCCCAAAAACCUCUCGUGGUCCCCCUUGCCGCCCAUGCCCUGCAACCCCCACGUUUACGGCCUCUCCAACUUCAUCACCGUCUCCGUGGGCCUCCAUCUCUACGUUCUCGGCGGUUCUCUUUUCGACACGCGGUCUUUUCCCCUCGACCGACCAUCUCCAUCCUCUUCUGCCUUCCGUUUCGAUUUCGCUACCUUCUCGUGGGAUUCUCUGUCGCCCAUGAUCACUCCACGUGGAAGUUUUGCUUGUGCUGCCAUGCCUGAGCAUGGUAAGAUUGUGGUGGCUGGCGGGGGUUCGAGGCACACCAUGUUUGGGGCAGCCGGGAGUAGGAUGAGUUCAGUGGAGAUGUAUGAUAUCGAGAAGGAUGAAUGGGUGGCUUUAGAUGGUUUGCCUAGGUUUCGGGCUGGUUGUGUUGGGUUCUUCUUGGGAAGGGAGUUCUGGGUGAUGGGAGGGUAUGGGGAAUCGAGAACGAUCUCGGGAGUUUUUCCGGUGGAUGAAUACUACAGGGAUGCUGUGGUUAUGGAGUUAACGAGUGGAGGGAAAUGGAGGGAGCUUGGGGAUAUGUGGGAGGAAGGGGAAAGACAGAGGCUCGGGAAAAUCGUCAUGAUCGAGGAUGAAGGCAUGGGUUCGCCUGAGAUUUUUAUGCUUGACAAGAGUGAAAUCUUCAGGUAUGAUAUGAAUUCUAAUAGCUGGGUAAAGGAGACUUGUGUGCCUAGAAAGGCCUCCGAUGACUCGUCUGUUGGUUUUGCCGCAUUAGAUGGGGAACUUCACUUGCUUUCCUUUUUCAAUGUAAAUGAUUCAACAGACGGCAGAAGGUCACGCCCACAUAAGAGGUCAACAGCUCUGCUAAUACAGAUAUAUCAUCCUAGGAAAAUGUCAUGGAGGUCAGUUAUUGCAAAACCACCUUUUCACGAGCCAUUAGACUUCAGAACAGCAGUAAUGUGCACCAUACGACUUUAGGUUGCAUAUUUGAUGUAUGUUUGUCGUAUACCUAUCUACACUCUGUAUUGUGCUCUUGGGCAUGUUACAUACAUAUAAGAUUUUGUACAGUUUGGCAAGUCUAUUGAUUCUAUUGAAGACUACUGUUUGUGAGUUGUGACAGCAUAUUGUUAGAUGUGAAUAAUAAUUAUAAUAAAAAAAA